AUGCCCCGCAUCCCUUCGCGCGAGGAGCCCUACCACAGCGUUGCCAAGUGCAACCGUCAUUGGAAGACGAAGCGCGAGUUUGUCACGAAGGCGGCCAACAAGGCUUCCCACGUCGACGGCUCGCACUACCUUCUGGUCUGUGUUACGCCAAAGGGAAACAUUGAGGUGCAUGCGAGUGAGCACUUCUACGACGACACGAACCAGCAGAGGACGGACGGCGUGAUCAACUGGGAUGUUCUGCGUAAGCGUUCUAGCGCCAUUCAGGCCAGGAACGUCGAGCGUUGGCAGGAGGUCGAGCGUCAAGAGAAGCGUUUCGGUGUUGAGGGCGAGGGCGAAGACGAGGACAACGACGACGAGAACGAAGACGGCGAAGUCAGUGUUUCGGACCUCGGUGUGCCUGGAGCCUCUGGGUCUGACACUUCCUCCGUCGUUGCCAUGGGCGGCGCUCCCGUCGUCUCUAGCUUCCCCACGUCGUCAAAGUCUUCCCCCGCUCGCCCCGUUUCGUCUGUGACCCUCCGCCCCGACACCCUCGAGCAGGAGUACAGCAUGCGCUUUGAGCACCUCGGCCAGGGCGUUUGCGCAAACGUGCUCAAGGCUUGGAUCAAGGUUGUCGAGCCGAAGAAGCAGACCAAGUUCCCCUACAAGGACAAGAAGGGUAACGAGGGCAAGCCUCCCCCUUGGUGGCCCACUGGAAUGCGACACAUCGAGCCCGACCACCUCCACAAGGAUGAGAGGCCGCGACUGCUGUCGUCCAUCAUCAUGCAGGCCAGCAAGGCGCGCUCCGAGGGAUCCGGCAAGGUUGCCACUUCCCCCGACGCCCGCGAGCUGACGAUCUCGCGCCUUCACUUUGCCACCGCCGAGAUCGCUUCUGCCAUCCCUCCCCGCCAGCACUACGAGCUCCGCCAGAUCUACCUGAUCGCCAAGGAGGUUCGCAAGGCUGUCGAGGACCGCAUGCGCGAGUGCAAGAGCAAGGGCUUCGCGUUCGACGAGACUGUUCCCGCCUGGAGCGAGAUCACUGUCGAGUUCUUCGAGAAGUCUCCUUCGGCCUCUUCGAACUCUGGCAAGCGCUCCUUUGACAACGCCGACUACGACCUUUCUCGUAUGCCCCUCGCCAACAAGGAGAACCUCGACUACGGCUCCCGCCCGAUCAAGCGCGGAAAGCACGAGCUGCAGGUCUCCCCUCUGGGCUCGCACCAGAACAUCUAUGCUCCUGUUCACUCCUACCAGAUUGAGCAGCAGCAGCCCCCCACCCCGUCGACUUCGCCGUACGCUGGCUGGAACGGAGUCGGUGCGAUCACCGUGCCGACGACGGCCGCCAACGCCUCGCCCUCGUCUCUCUCGAGCACGUCCGCGACGUACUACCGCCCGUUCGUUCCUGACAUGGCCUACGGUACUCCGACGACAACCGCGAGCACGUCCGCGGCUUCCGCGUACCAGUACGCGACCCCCAACUCCACCACUGGUGCUGCCACUUACGGCUACCAGACGGUGGCGUACCCCCCUGCUCCCAGCAGCUACGGCUCGUCCACCCCGCCCGCUGCUUCGUACCCCACGCCGACUGCCACGCAGUCGUACACGUACCCUAGUGCGUACGAGGGUCAGAGCUUUGUGAGCGAGCUUACUUUGGCGACUUGA
Trichosporon asahii var. asahii CBS 2479 is the source of this 1635-nucleotide messenger RNA. RefSeq lists its product as uncharacterized. The record is from RefSeq and is a predicted model, not a curated record. Lineage: Eukaryota; Fungi; Basidiomycota; Tremellomycetes; Trichosporonales; Trichosporonaceae. The transcript has a single exon. The coding region runs from base 1 to 1635 and encodes 544 amino acids.